AGGUGGGGCAUUAAGCUACACAAGAAAAAGUUCAUUCAUUCAGUUCCACAGUCCAUAGAAAGUCACUCAAAUUCCAAGUAAUUUAUUGUAUGAGUCAAAAGGCAGAAAGACCAGUACUACAAGGUCAACGCAUAAAAACCAGGAAAAGGGAUGAAAAGGAGAAGUAUGACCCAACGGCUUUCCGUGACGCGGUCAUUGCAGGACUCGAAAAAGCUGAAGACUUAGAACAAAUCUCUAAAUUUUUGGACACUGCUGGAAAUAAAUUGGAUUAUCGUCGCUACGGUGAAGUAUUAUUUGAUAUAUUAAUUGCUGGUGGUCUCCUAGUUCCUGGUGGUUCAAUCUCUCAAGAUGGCGAAAAGCCGUACACAACUGCGUGCAUUUUCAAUGCAUCCGAGGAUAUGGACAGCAUGCGUGAACAAGAACAAGUCCUUAAUAAAUUGGUACGACGAUACAAAUACUUAGAAAAGAUGUUUGAAGAUGAAAUGAAAAAGGUAUUGGUAUUCAUAAGGGGAUUUCAACCCAUUGAACGCGUUAAGUUGGCUCGUAUGACUGCUUUAUGGAUCGCGAAUUCAGCUGUUCCACCGACAGUCCUCGGUGUCUUGUACAAUGAGCAUUUGAUCAAAGAUAGUAUCGCGUUGGACUUUCUCGUAGAAUUAUUUGUCACAUUAAAGCAAGAAAAAGGUGUUCCAGCGUUGAUAACAGCUCUCAAAAAGGGGCAAAUGGAACAUCGUCUUAUGGACUUUUUCCCAUUGAAUAAACGUACGGAUGAGAACUUUAACAAGACAUUUACAGAACGUGGUCUCGGGGAUAUCGUGAAACUUCAUAAGGCGCAGGCGAGUCAGGAAUAUAAGCGAGAAAUGCAAUCGGUGAUUAUCGAUGAUAUUAAGGAUAACAAACCGCAAAAGGAAAUCAUUGCUGAUAUAAAAGAGUUAUCUGUCAAAAAUUCCAUUCCAGAACAAGAAGUUAUUGUAAUAAUCUGGACAACAAUUAUGUCGUUGGGAGAGUGGAACAAGAAAGAGGAAUUGGUUGCCGAUCAAGCGUUACGUCAUCUCAAAAUGAAUAAUCAAUUCUUCUCAGCAUUCACCACAACCGAUCGAUCAGAAUUGGCGUUGAUCUUGAAAAUUCAAGAAUAUUGCUACGAAAAUAUGAAUUUUAUGAAUUCAUUCUACAAAAUUAUUGUACUUUUCUACAAAUUGGAAAUCAUUUCUGAAGAUUCGAUUUUGAAAUGGUAUCGUGAAGCUCACUCGCCGAAAGGAAAGAUGCACUUUUUGGAGAAGAUGCGUCCAUUUGUAGAAUGGCUUCAAAGUGCUGAAGAAGAAAGCGGAUCUGAAGAAGAUGAAUAAAAUGCAACAAACAACUACAUUUGUAAAAUAAAAGCAUCUACAACAAAAACUAAUAAUCUACAAACACAAAAACUAGCCAGCCAACAACCAACAAGAUUUUAAAAUCGUUUAUUAUUUAAUUUUGAAAGAAAAUUGAAAAGUUCUACACUCAAAACAAAAAAAAAAGAUUUAAAUCCUGGACUAAAUGAUUUAAUAAAGUCAAACAAUUUACGUAUUUUGCAAAUGGAAGUUACGAUAAUUUUUAAUCACUAAUUCCUCUUAAUUUAAAAAAAUAUAUUAUAAAUCGUAUUUAAUGGAAUCUUAACUUUAUGUGACAUUUUCGACUUGAUAAUUUAGGAAAAAUGCACAUAAUUUAUUAAUUUUAAAGCAACAUAAUUGAAGAUUAGAGGAAUUUUCCAUGAAAAAAAGGUUCAGUCUUCUUAUAGUUGUGGAUAUCAAGUUAAAUGUUGUCUCUAAGGGUCAGGCAAAAUGACAAAGAUCAAGAUCUGAGCUUGAUAUGCACAGAUCUAGUUCUUUGUUGUUUAAGGAGAGUUUGCAAGCUCAUUAACAUCUAUGCCUGUACAAAAACUAGUUCCAUUUGACUUUUUUGUUCUCAAAUAAAUUAAUUAAUCAUAUUAAAAUGAGCAGAAACUAAUUUUGAAGCAAGAAUGACUUUCUUUGUGGC
Chironomus riparius is the source of this 2007-nucleotide messenger RNA. Lineage: Eukaryota; Metazoa; Arthropoda; Insecta; Diptera; Chironomidae. The record is from the annotation of a GenBank genome assembly.